AUGCUUGCUAAGUGGAGGCUUCAACCUUCGUCUAUUCCAACUUAUCAGCGGGCUUGGAGAUUAUUUUACCAAUUUCUCACUACGAUUUUCCAUUCUGUAAGCAAACCUUUUCCCUUUGCGCCCCAUACGUUGGCUCUGUUUAUUGCUUUUAUGUACGACAAAAAAUAUGCUCCAUCUACUGUGAGUUCAUAUGUUUCUGCAUUGGGCUAUUCUCAUAAAUUUUUAGGCCUCGCUGAUCGCACCAAAGCCUUCUUUAUUAUCCAGCUUUUAAAAGGUUAUGGUAAGAUAGGCUCACGCCUUGAUAGCCGUCUACCUAUCACCCUUUCAGUGCUUAACAGAAUUAUUGAGUCAUCGGCCCAGCUUACUAUAGCCCAUUACCAAAGUCUUCAAUUCAGGGCCAUGUGCUCUAUAGCAUUUUUUGCCUUCUUGAGAAUUGGGGAGAUCACCUACAAUUCAUCGAAAGAUGCUCAUGUCCCCUUGCAGGUUCAUCAGCUAUCUAAGUUAUUAGAUCCCUCCAAGCAGGUUGUGGCUCUUAAACUCACGUUUGGCAAUUUUAAGCAUAAUUACAAUCAGUGUCCAUUUUCUGUGAUUUUACACCGCCAUAAUUCUUGCUGUCCAGUACAAUUGCUACUGGAGUAA
This is a messenger RNA of Pocillopora meandrina, 639 nucleotides long. The record is from the annotation of a GenBank genome assembly. Lineage: Eukaryota; Metazoa; Cnidaria; Anthozoa; Scleractinia; Pocilloporidae.